Branchiostoma floridae (Florida lancelet) is the source of this 811-nucleotide messenger RNA. RefSeq lists its product as uncharacterized. Gene Ontology annotation, biological process: respiratory gaseous exchange by respiratory system. NCBI's taxonomy places the organism in Eukaryota, Metazoa, Chordata, Leptocardii, Amphioxiformes, Branchiostomatidae. Gene Ontology annotation, cellular component: extracellular region. The transcript is spliced from 7 exons. The record is from RefSeq and is a predicted model, not a curated record. Bases 104 to 811 code for a protein of 235 amino acids.
GAGAGUUACUUGGGACCCACCUUCAUAGACGACGGUCGGUUGGCGUUAACUUCUGUAACGGACUUCAGAAUAUCAUACUUCUCAGUCUUACAGUUUCCGUAAGAUGUCGGCUUCCGAGGAGAAGAAGGCCCUGCCUCCUGCCGAAAUGACACUCGGUGGUGUCUUCCCGGAUGAGAUUGCGAGCAUUAAGCAACAAGCCAAACCGGGAUCCGAGAAGCGGCUGAAAGUCCUGCUCGUCCUGAGCUGCACGCUAGUGGUGCUGCUGAUCGUGGCAGGCGGUGUUUCCCUGGGCCUGUACAUGCACCAGGAUUCGGUCAUCACUCGCACGCUAAAGUUCCGGGAUGGAAACAACCUGUACCGUGAGACAGUGGAGACCGACACGGACGACAAUACCGACACCUUCUACACCGAGGGUGACAACGGUGUGGCGGCGGUCAUGUUCGACCACAACAAGGGUCUGAAAGCCUACAAGUUUUCUGGAAGAGGCAUGUGCUUCAUCGUUCCGGAGGACAAGGAAGAAGACAAGAUAGUGAAAGAAGCCGCGAGGGAGUUGGAAAACAAAGAGGAGGGGUCCACGCAGCCCUCCAAGAGCGGCGGCCGCCGGAAGAUGACCCUGGACGAGUCCCGUACAGACGCCCCUGAGUUGAGUGAAGCGAUGGGGUUCUUCUGCGGCGACCUGGAGCCCCGCUGGGCCACCAUCGAACUGCCGGACAGCGAGGAGGCAACCGGGGGCAUUGUGCUGAUACUUCCCGGUAUGUUUAGCAGAAUCAUAUCAAAUUGGCUUCAUUUUGAGUUACCAAACAUGAGCUAG